Messenger RNA from Pelmatolapia mariae (spotted tilapia), 3417 nucleotides. RefSeq names its product microtubule-associated protein 6a (gene map6a). NCBI's taxonomy places the organism in Eukaryota, Metazoa, Chordata, Actinopteri, Cichliformes, Cichlidae. Gene Ontology annotation, biological process: microtubule cytoskeleton organization; cytoskeleton-dependent intracellular transport; regulation of microtubule cytoskeleton organization. Gene Ontology annotation, cellular component: Golgi-associated vesicle; cis-Golgi network; microtubule. The transcript has 5 exons. The record is from RefSeq and is a predicted model, not a curated record. Bases 768 to 2171 code for a protein of 467 amino acids. Gene Ontology annotation, molecular function: microtubule binding; calmodulin binding.
ACAUUCAUGUAAAUAAUAUUGAAAAUAUGCAAUGUACCAAAGCAUUUUUUUGAAAAUGAAAUGAUAGCUAAAAUAAUAAAAAUAAAAAGAUGGAUGACCCUCCUGUAGGUCAGGUGCGUAAAAACAAACUGUUUGUCAAGCUCAGCAUGUUUAUCAGCCCAGCACUAACAGGAAACUCACAAUAUUCUCAAUGGGAGCCGGUGUUUCAGUGUUUGUGGCUCCCGUCAGAUAUUCUGUUUAUUAAUAGGAGCCUGUCGACACACAAGGUAAAUCCCUUUAAAUAUGUUUAUUUUUCUUUGAGGUGUAUUUCAAUUUGCGCUGCUUCGAAACAGUGGAAGAGCUUUUACAAUGCAGGUUACACCGGAAGUCCUCUUUAGAUUGUCUCUAACGUGACGUCUAAGUGCAUCCCCGGCUCAGUUUAGUGUCUCUGGGAUGCUGAGCGGGCAGGCGGGGCCGUGUUUGCUUGCAGAGCCCUGCCGUGGAGUGAUGUAGCAGGACGCACGGACACAGAGGACACAGAGACGCGGAGAGGACGUCUGUUAGAAAAACGAAUAAAACCCAAAACAAAGACGUUCAGUUCUGCAGCUGUGUUCCCUGAAAGCGCGAUGGUUUUCCACACGAAGCAAAUUUAACGUCAAAGACAGCAUCGCAUCCCUCCGUGAAGCUCGGACAUCUUGGUUCACUGACAGCACAGAGUGGACUAACGUCUCCCCUCCGUCCGAGCCGCGGGACACCGUGCUGUAGCGGAGCUGUGAGCUCGGCUCACCAUGGCGUGGCCCUGCAUUAGCAGGGCGUGCUGCAUGGCCCGCUUCUGGAACCAGCUGGACAAGGCUGACAUUGCGGUGCCUUUGGUCUUCGCCAAAUACACGGACGUCUCCGAGAUGCAGCACAUCCAGCUGCAGCCGCAGCUACACCCUCCCCAGGCCCGAGUUGCUAUAGAAACGCAGCCGUCUCGCGCAGAAAGCCGCGCCGUUCCGACUGCACGCGCGCCGCGAAGGUGCGUCUCCGAGGAGCGCGUGUGCAGCUCUGUGAUGCGCGAGGACUUUAAGCACUGGAAAGUGCGUCCCGAACCGAGCUGUAAGCCCAAGAACGAGUACCACGAACCGGAAACACCGUUCAACAGCGAGACCCAGUACCAGAAGGACUUCAAGCCCUGGCCCAUCCCGAAGAGGUACGAUCACCCCUGGAUACCCAAACCGCCUCCGAGCGCCUCCGCGGGAGAAGAUCGCACACCAGCUAGGUCCAAGUACCCAAAAAAGCACGUGGUGCUGGCGGAGGUGGACAGCGGCGUUGAAAAAAGCGCUAUAGCCGACAAGGUCCAGGAGAAGGACCUGCUCCAGGGCCAGGAGAGGAAAAAGCGUGUCAGCAAGAAGGAGGAGGAGAAGAAAGUGGUCCUGAAGGGGGAUGGAGAGGGCAGAGGGAGGGCGGCGGACGCCGUGAACAGACAGAUCAAAGAGGAGAUUUCAGGCGGCAGCUCCUACAAAACUGAAUUCAAAGCGUACAGAGACGUGAAGCCAGUAAAGAUGAUACGGGCCAAGUCCCAGUACCUGCCACCGGAUGAAAAGACGAGCUUGGAAACCAGCUACAGUGCGACCUUCAAGGCCCAGUUCCCGCUGCAGCCUGCUGACAACAAGGCCGUGGAGAGGAGGAGGAUACGCAGUUUGUACAGUGAGCCUUACAUAGACCCCGGCAAACAGGUUGACAGGUAUAGUCUCCCUCGCUCUAAAUCCAAAAAGUCUGGAGCCACAGCAGCAGGCCAGAGCAAGCCAGCGAAGAAACCCAAAGAUAAGCAAAGCACUGUGCUGAGGGGCUCCAAGAAGGCGACCUCAGAGAACCAGCCCGAGAACCGAUCUUCGGUGGGGGACAAGGAGAAAAGUAAAGAGAUGAACAACAAACUGGCUGAGGCAAAAGAGGUUGUGCUAAAACAGUACCACUACAUACAACUCUGCCAGCCAAUCCGAGAUAUUGGCUGGGUGCAGACUCUAAAGCAACACCUGUGGGGCUGUGCACUUCCCAAUCCCAGAGAUGCUAAAGACGAGGUUCUCCGACCCAGUAAUCAUCAUUCCCAGGAUGCUGCUGGAGGAGAACCACAGCCACCGCUGGAUAGACCCGGACCUCGGAGAGGUGGCGGCGUCGUACGCUUUGCCCUAGAUAUGAACCAGACUGAGUAAUUCUGCCAGGACUGAGGCAGAUACAUCUUUAUGCAGAGACUGCUGCUCUGUACUGUAAAUAUCUAGUAUUUAAGUUGGACUAGAAAGAAAGAGGUGAAUCUCACCAAACAACAAAAAGAUCUAUUAAUACAAAUAAAAAUCCAUUGCUAUCCAGGAGGAUUUCCACGUAAUUGAGACACGCAUGUUUUAAACAGCUUCAGAGGUUCCAGCUGUUUGACCCACGGCAUUAUUGCAAAGGUGCUACAUUAUUAUUAUUAUUAUUAUUAUUAUUAUUAAUAUUUUGGUUUCAUGCAUUUUGUUUUAUGUCAGUCUAUUAGUAUCAAUACCACACCAUAAAGUGCUCUGCAGCUACAAAAUACUGUACUGUAUAUUGAUGGGUUUUAGUGUAAAUAAAUCAGCAGAACUUGCAGAUGGGCAUGCUUUAUUAGAAGAAGGUCUGAAGUAAAGAAGUAUGCAGCAUGUAAGCAAGGACACUUGAAUCUGAAAUGAGGCCUUGGGACCAUGAGGCUGCAGGAGAUAAUAAAGGCACAAAGUUGAAUUAAUAAAUGAAUUUCAAAGUGAAAAAACAAACAUAUUUGUGCAAAUUUCAAAAUCAUAGUUUUUUGUUUUAAUUCAACCCUUUUUUUAAACGGCAACAUUUUAUUAUACAACGCACACUUUACAUUUUAAUCUAUACAUCAGUUAAUAAUAAACUUGGUUUUCUUCUGAUACUGAACUUGAGUGCAAUGUGCAAGAAGCACACUUUAGACCCACUUCUGCUGUUGUCUUUCCUAAUUACACAUUUAUGUUUAUAAAGACCAUAGAUUCAUAAAUCAGAUGGAGGUGCAGGUGGUCUGAUGGCACACCUGUAAAGGCUGCUUCCUCUUAUUUUUAUCUGAAGUACGGUAUGAGAGACACAUAUAGUUUAUUUCCCUUUUCUCCUAAAACAGCCAGCUGCUACCCAUUUGUUCCUCUUAGCUUGAUUUUGUUCACAGUUUGAGUCUUCCAACUGUUUUCUUAAGUUGAUGGAUUUCUGUUGUGUUAAAGAGGAAUAUGAUCAUCAGGGUGUGACGAUUGGAGUCUCUUAGGUUUGGUUACCAGACUUCUGCUGAGGUUAGAAGAUCAAGAAGACAACUGGCAGAACACACCUGAAAAUCCCAUGUGAGUGCUUGGUGAUCUUUCAAGAGCUCAAAGAUGUCUAAAACAGCCUCUUUUGUAAAGAGCCUUGAAUGUAUAUGCUGUGUGUGGAAAAUCAAAAGGUUUGCUA